This is a messenger RNA of Pygocentrus nattereri (red-bellied piranha), 7563 nucleotides long. RefSeq names its product adapter molecule crk-like. The transcript has 3 exons. NCBI's taxonomy places the organism in Eukaryota, Metazoa, Chordata, Actinopteri, Characiformes, Serrasalmidae. The record is from RefSeq and is a predicted model, not a curated record. Gene Ontology annotation, molecular function: protein binding. Bases 715 to 1632 code for a protein of 305 amino acids.
AUAUGUGAUGUUGAUGACGGUGAAAUAGCGGUAAAGUUUUUUUUAGGGACUAUUUUGCCUUACAACAGCCUUCAUGUAUCCUUCCACCAUGAAUCGUCUAACAGAAUAGACUUCUUAUCAGCCCAAAACUUUCACAUCACAUAGCUACCACGAAAAUGUCCCAGACAUCAGUUAAUUUGCCGUGCGAUUUGGUCACGUGAAUUCAGGUGGACAAACCAAAAUACACCGUGGAGAGUAAGAGGUUAAGUAUCGCGAUGCGAUAUUCCAGCCGAAUCGCCCACCCCUGCGUGAGCUCCGUGUGGUCGGGUGUGUCCCACCGCGUUAAUUUUCAAACCCAAGUCUCCACCUCACAUCCGGCCGAUGAAGUCAAUCAUUCUCUCAACGUCCGCCAUUUCAGUUUUUUGGAGUUAACAGUUGGAUGUUCGGCGAAAGAGGCUGGAUUUUAAACUAAGGAAGGCGGCUGUGUGGAGGAACCGUAAGUUUUGCUGACUUAGUGCCGCUUUCGGGGCGCCGUUUUCCGCGGAGUUUGGGCCGGCUGGGUCGAAGCUAACGCUAGCGGUCCGAGGCGGCUCCGCUGCUGCUGGGCUGUUCCUCGGAGCGUGCUGCGCUGCUGGGAGCCGAAGUUUUUUGCAUGAGUUGAAGUGAGGCACACGGACUGACUGGGAGAGGCAGAGGCAGGCCUGAGGAAGAGCCCCGGUGUGGAAGAAGAGAGUCAUGGCUGGCAAUUUUGACGCCGAGGACCGCGGGAGCUGGUACUGGGGAAAUAUGAGCAGAAAGGACGCCGUUGCUCUGCUGCAGGGCCAGAGACACGGAGUGUUUUUGGUCAGAGACUCGACCACCAUCAAAGGAGACUAUGUGCUCUCCGUGUCUGAAAACUCUAAAGUCUCUCAUUAUAUCAUCAACAGCAUUAGCAACAACCGGCAGUCUGGAUCAGGUUUGAUGUCACCGCGCUUUCGUAUUGGGGACCAGGAGUUUGACACUCUUCCAGGCCUGCUGGAGUUUUACAAGAUCCACUACCUGGAUACCACCACACUUAUCGAGCCCAUCAACAAGCAUGCCAGCUUCAUCAGCGUGGCGCCCGCUGGCACUCCCCAGAGGCAGGAAGAGGCAGAGUAUGUGCGUGCUCUCUUCGACUUCCCCGGCAACGAUGAGGAGGACCUGCCGUUCCGCAGGGGUGACGUGCUGCGGGUUCUAGAGAAGCCUGAGGAGCAGUGGUGGAACGCCCAGAACAGCGAGGGGCGUGCUGGAUUGAUCCCUGUACCCUAUGUGGAGAGAUACCGGCCUGCUUCCCCCACCUCCAUUGGGAGCGCUCCUGUGGGACAGGCAGGCCAGGGGACCCCUGCGGAUGGUAUUGGAGCUCCAGUCCCCACAAAGCUGGACUAUGCCCAGCCUGUGGUCAACACUCCUCUGCCCAACCUGCAGAAUGGGCCAGUGUAUGCCAGAGCCAUCCAGAAGAGAGUGCCUAAUGCCUAUGAUAAGACUGCCCUCGCCUUAGAGGUGGGCGACAUGGUGACGGUGACGAAAAUCAACGUGAACGGCCAGUGGGAGGGAGAGUGCAAGGGCAAGAAAGGCCAUUUCCCCUUCACACACGUCCGCCUGCUUGACCAGCAGCAGCCUGAGGACGAAAGCUGAGGCACACGUGUACACACACAAACACACUGCAGUUUUUCACACUCUGUCAUGAUCGAUCCAAUCAUUACAUCCGUACAAAAUUGCUGAAGGUAAAAUUGAUCUAACCUGGGUGUUUGACCACAUCAGUAUUCAGCUACCCUGACAUCUUCCUUAUGCAAACACAGAUAUAAGCAUACAGUUUUCCCCACUUAUGCACAUUUUCAUGUAACAAUAGAGUUAACACACAUCUGCCCUACAUAGACAAGGACCCCAUUGCUUCAAUAGAGUCACUUGCCUAAAAACUAGCCACUAACGGCUUUCCCACUUUCGUAAGACUGCUGUCUGAAAACCAGAGCGGUAGGAACUCUUGAAGCUAAAGUGCAGGCAAUACCCUCUGACUGCUGACGGAAAGACAAAAAGAAGAGACAGCACAACCUGGACGGUCUCUUGUCCCAUAGACUGCGGCUAGGCUUGCACUGCCCUCCUCUGGACGUCUACAGCACCCUUACUUGGGUCCAGCCAACACUACCAGUCAAGCUCUGGUCCUCUUUUUGUACUGAAAUGGAAAAUAUUAUGAUGGAAAAAAAAGACAUAUAUUAUGUACCAUUACAUGCGACAUACCAUGCCAGUUACUUAUUUUAAUAUUUGAUUUGUAUUUUACCCUGUGCAUCAUUCCUGAUGACCAUACUGGUGACUAAAUGCAUUUCCAGACUAUGUGUUCUGGAAUAAUUUUUGCAAAUAGGAACUCCUAUUGAAGCACAAGGAAAAAAGUCCUGAGUCAGUCUGCAUUCCCAGAUUUGAUAUGUUCUUUUUCCAGGAAAAAUGUACGAUGGACGACAUUAGAUGCUGACUAAAAGACAGGGAAAAACAUCCACUUUCCUUUCUCUCGUCUUCCUUGUCAUUUCCUGUCCCCUUCCCAAGUCCCCAUCUUCAAACAUGGUUGAGGUUUUUGUUCAAUCUCUAAAUCCAGAGAUCCUCCACUGCGCUGAUGCUUCCAAACAUGCGGUUCUCACGUUCUCUCCACCAUUUGUUCAGUUUCUCUCACCAGCAUUAUUGUAUCGUACCCUAAAGAACAGUGUAAUUUAUUCUUCCUUAUUCGUGUUCCUGUCUGUGGGAUCAGGCGGUUCUGUGGCCUUAGAGGGAGGCAGGACGGACAGAUACAGACAAGUGGGUCCUGCAGGGUGUCGCCAGGGUCCCAUCUCUUGUCGUUGUCUCUCGGCUGCGGUCGAGGCCUCAGCGACAGCUGUGCUUGGCAGGUGAGCUUGCGUAAUGCUUGUUGAAGGUGAUCUGGAGCCACGUUGUCUCUCACAACAUUCCAAACCCUCAGGCAAUCAAUCAUGAGCUUCAUCAGCUGAGCCAGUCAGGAUUUUAGGAAGGCCAAGGCAACCUGCAGAAUGCUCUCGAAAUCCCAUUCAACUGUGUGCUACUUGAUCCGGUUUAAAUUGCUGUGCUACCAGUCUUGACUGUGUUACAGCUAAAUUCCCAAAAUUGAAAUUUUGAAUUUAAACCCAAAUUGAAUAUUUAUUCUUUCUUGGUUUUCCUUUCUACGUGUAGUAUUCAGAAUCCUCGUCUAUAAAUUCUAUCCUAAAAUAUUUAGCUUUUGUUCUCACAUGAAAAAGUUUAAACAUAAAUAAAUUAUGGAUAGUUAAGCUCACGUGUCUCAAACCAGCCAAAACGCCUGAUUCAGUUCAUCAGCUAAUUAGCAAGACCUUCAUGAACUGAAUUCAGAGUGUUAGAUGAUGGUGAACACUAAUCUCUGCAGCACUUUGGCCUGAAAGCUCCCAAGCUUGGCAUGCCUGGCUUAGUUGAAUUUAUGCCGAAUUGUUGCUUUUAAGAAUGGUUUUGAAAAGUUGGUUAUUUGUUCGGAAAUGUUCACAGACAACUAUAGAAACUGGGACAAUUGGAAACGAAAACGCAAUACGUUUAAUUUGAAAGUAAUAAAGCACUGUAAGUAUAGGUGUUUACCCAAAACUGAGUGUGCUACAGCUCACAAAGCUGAAUGGAUGUUUUGCGUGCAUUACAUAAGGCUAAGAAGGACCGCAUUUGUUUUGCAUGGAACAGUCCGGCUUUGAGUUGGCACAGAGUAGUGAAACUUGGUAGGGAAAUCCAAGAGCUGUGUGGCCUUAGUUACACAUUCUGUUAGUUUAGUAUGUUUAGAAGAAGCAGCGUCCACUGAACUUUGAUCCUAAUGUGACUCAGAUCUGAUGUUUUCAGGGCUGUGUGGACACGCAAAUAUGAUCUUUUCAAAUCCGGCCUGAGCCACUUCCAUAUGUGGUCUUAGUUUGGAUAUGUAUCCAGUUUGAGGACAUACAACCUUAAUGUGACGCUCAGAUUGGAAAUGCCUUUUUCCCCACUGCGCGUGUGCCAUCAUUCAGCGUUACCAUGGCAGCAGCACUAAACGGAAGUUAAAGCCUGUAAACGGUGGAAAAGCAACACCUCAUCUUUUACACCUUUGUCUUGCUCUAAUGAACAGCUGAGAGCUGAUCAGAGUUAAUUAUUCACAGCAAAGCUCAUCCUGACUAAGUUUGUGCUGAUGAUGCAAGUGAUUCGUUCAUGUUACGUUACUGAGUAGGAUGUGCACACGCGGGUCAUCUCAGGAUGUCGUUCACAUCAAUGACGGAUUUGAAUCACUUGCCUAAACGAGUGUGAACCAUCGUGUCGGAGAGAUCGGAUUUGAGCAGUGAGGCUUGUAAUGUGAACGUAGCCUGAGAUGUUUUUACAACUUUCUUGAAGUUCACUACAUUUCUGAUGUGAUAUCAUGGGUAAACCCAGACGCAGCUGAGAUUUUACGGUAGUCCUGUAACAAUGACGUUUUAGCUGCCAUCGAAAUAAUUGCAGUUAACAUUGUGUCUUUUUUUCCUUCAGUGUAUGCAACUAUUAAAGUACAAGCCUAAAGUGACCCAACUGACCUAUUUCGCUGUCUUGCUUCCCAGCUGUUAGAGGCUGCCAAAUGAUGACAAAUGUCAAAUAAACAAGCGUUACUCAUUAUUCACUGCUGCCCUCUAAAGGUGUUAAGAGAAGCUUUUUUUUUCUUUUCUUUUUUUAAAUGAUGUGCAUCAAUAAAUGUGUUUUUUCUGCUUUUGCUUUUAUACGUUUGCCUCAACCCAACAGAUGAUUCACAGUGUUCGUCGUGACAUGAACAUACAAUUGUGAAAGCUCUGAAAUCUGGAAAAUGAUUUCAGUCAGCUCGAAUAAUUGCGACCAGGCGAGUGUGUAAUAAUUGUGACAGGCCUGUUUUAAAGGUUGAAUACAGACUAAUUGGUUGUUGUCAAAGGUCAGAAAGAUCAAAGAUGGAAAAAUUUGAACGGUCCCAAAGAGCUGACGUUCAGAGCUUAAAAGAAGCUAUAGAAACUACAUUUAAUGGCACAAGUUCUCUACUAGCAGAAUUGUAGUUAUUUUAUGAAAUGAGCCAAAUAAUGCUUCCAAUUAUUCCUUCACUUCAAUGGACUUGGUUAUUCUUGUUAUUUGCCACUUCUGGACCACCCAUAUGAUUGUGUGUAUUUUAUUAUUUCUGUAUUGUGUGCUGUUGUAUUUUCCAACACUACAGAGGAGUUCUCAUGGCGCUUCAUGUGUCAAAAGAUGCGUGUUUUAAGGCAGGGGUGUAACUGUUUGAAAGAAUGAAAUGUAUGUCAUGAAAUCGUAUUGUAAAGCUACUGGAUCAACUCCCUUAGACCUUUUUACCAAGAUUUAUAUUCAUGUUUUUAUGUCACCUCCUAAUGUGGGACCAUAAUGUUUCCAUAGAUAUAUUUUUCUUCCUUUUGAUUUUGAUACAUUGGCACUGUAAGUAUAGGUUAAGUAUAUGGUUUGAAAAAAAAAAGAUAAAUCCAGACAAAAUUAAUAAUACUGAUAUGGUCAUUAUUUAAAAUAAUGGCUAUAUUACAGUUAUGUAUUCAGGACAGUUUCCAAUUAUGCUAGGAGAGAAAAAGCCUUAACACAGUCAGUUUUACAGGCAUAAAAACAAACACAAAAGGAAAACGUUCCAGUUUAUUAAAUAAAACACUGUAAAUUUUAUAAAUAUUGAUAAUCUAGGUUAUGUCUAUGGUCCUAGUCAUGUCACAGUGCACAUUAGGAUUACGCAACAGUUUCCAUUACUCUUCGAAUUGCCUGUUCUCGUACGUGUCUUGGUGUGAAAACCACUGUUUGUAAUCCAAGCUGCUGUCAUCCUUUUCUUUUUCCAGCCUUAUCUCAUUUGGCUCUGCUCAGUGCAAUGAAAAAAGGGCAAAAACUGUACAAAGGAAUGAAUGACUUGUAUUGGAGACCAGUGGAGAGAAAAGGCGAGAGAUACAUUUAUCCCUCAGACAGAAACUGUAUUCACUGACUGACUCGACCACUCUGUUAACGUCGUAGAAAAAGAGACUGACCAAGAGGCUUUGGCAAGCUUGUACGCAAGCUUUUGUUUGUUUAAGUGCUUGUGUUGCACAGGAAUGAGUCUAUGUGCUUCCAGCAGGUCUAUGACUUACUUUGUCACUCAUGAUGUAUUUAUAUGUGUCUCUGAAUUGUAUAUUGAUGCACAUAAUGCUCUCUUUGGGUUUAUUAGAUACAUGAGAUUGUUUCUUCACAACUCUGCAUUCAAAAUAGAGCUGUCACUAUCGAUUAUAUUUUUUUUAUUAUUAUUAAGCUAAAUGGGAACAACAAACAAUAAUGCACUAUGCAGUGGCUUUCAGUGAUUCCAAAAUAGACAAAAAUGAAGCCUUGAAAAUACUUCAAACGAAAAAAAUAUGGGGAAAAAUGUAAAGAAAGGUGUCCGUCCAUUAGUCCGUCAGACUAGCAGAAGAAUUUAAGUGUUUCUAGGGUAUCUGCAGGCAUUAGCAAAUUCGAUUUAAUGCCAAAUGUCAAUUUAAGGCCAAAAUCUAAGACUUGGAGAAAUCAUGAAUGCUGCUUUUGGCCAAUUAUUUUUAUAAACUUGUCAAAGUAAAGAUUUCUGCACAAAUCUUCACUUUGUAUGUAACAUCAAUACUACCCUAUGAUGAUGCUCAAUUUACUAGGCCUAGUGUCUGGCUAGCGGUGGUGUACAUUCUCUUCCCACAUGGGGUUUAAUGCUAUUUAAGCCAACUCAUGUCUUGAAAGACAUUUAACGCAUAUGAAAUAAACUUGUAACAGACAUUUUAAAGUGUUUUUAUUUUAUCUGAUUAUUAUUGGAGUAGCCUGUUAGUGUGUUUGUUUUUAUUAGCACAGUUUGCACACAACUCCCAAAAUAUGUGCAUUCGUGAGAUCCUGCUUGUGUGGGUUUCCUCCCUUUUGGUGAAGCACGCAAAAGCAACUUGAGUGCUAAUGGCUCCCCCUUGUGGAGAAUGUUUAGACAGCUGUACACAGCUUUACAGUGACCUGCAGAUACCCUGUUCAUCAUUCAAACUUUUAAACUAAUCCUUAAUCUGAGUAAUUUAGAUAAUCAACGUAAAAUUUAAUCAGGUAAUCGUGACCGUCUUACUUCAAAUGCAGAGAUGUUGAAGUGUCUGUGGUUGACUCCUCUUCGGUUUCUAAAUAUUUUUGUUUACACACCUGAUCACACCCAAGCCACUACUUUGCCUUUACAGAACUGAUAAGUAGGUGGUUUUGUUUCAUUAUGAUCAAGGAGCUUUUGUCAGGAGGUCUGUUGUUCAUUACUGAGGUUAAUUGUGCCGAUCUCUAAAUUUUGCUCUCCAUACUGAAUCAUGACAUUUUAUGCACCUUACCUCCUGAUUGCCUCCUUUUUUCUGACUUACAUGACUGACUGAGAAUCCUCCUUUUUUUUUUUCUUUUUUUUUUUUUGUUUGUUUUAUACCCCGAAUAUUAUUCUCUUCCAUUUUCCUCGUGUUGAAGGAACACUGAGGAAAGGGCAAAGCAAAGAGAAAUCCUUUCUGAAAUUCUGAAAUGUGCCAUUGUAUUAUAACUAUAUUAUUUGAAGUUCAGAUUUACAUUUUGAGGCAUGUAAUGUGUUAAUAUACUUAGUAAAUAAAAACCUAUUAGUGAAAA